UUUAGCUUAUAUCUACAUUUAUAUACAUUUCUGAUUCAGUCUAGCUUUCAAACUCUGUCGUUUAUAAGUGACCUACCUAUUUGCAUGCAAAACAUUUCUUGUUUUUCAUACUGUAUAUAGCUAUUUUUGUGGUCAUUGGUUUCUAAUGCAAAUCUUACUGUAGGAGCAUUGUCAUUGUUUGCGCAGUUUUCUGCCUAUAUUCAUCCACAAGCCUGCUUUCAACAUCUUGUGCAUAAUAUAGACCAGUAUCAAGUCUUGAACAAGUGUUUUAUAGCUGUUUGGGAGAUCACUGGGUAGGAGUGUUGCUACAGGAAAGACUUAUUUUUUCUCUUGUAGCUCGCAGGCUUUCCAUCAUUUCAAAGGUACACCUUUUAUAACCCUGCAUGUGCUGGCAUUUUAUUAAGUCACUGGUAUAACUUCUAAUUAAAGCUGUUAAUUAAUGUGUCUGUUCCCAUGCUGCAAGGAUUAACUGCUCAUUUAUGUCUUCGGGAUCCAGUAAAGCAGUUUUAUAACCCUAAUUUUCUGCUCAUGCAGGCUCCUCCAUGUAGCUUGUCUGCUCCCUGCAGCCUCUUCUUCCCUGCAAUCCGGCAGUUGGAUUCUUCUGAUUUCAUCAAGACCGGUGAAGAAACCAUAGCCCUGCACAAAACUUGAAGACGGCAAGAAAGAGUCUACUGCCUGAGCAAAAUAAUUGCUAUUUGCCAGGGGAGAAAGGGAUCAUAACCCCCAAUGGAAAAAAUCUUGGGAGAACAUGGGAAACAUAAACAUUUGGAAGAUGAUCUUAUUUUUUAAAUUAUUAAUCAUUAUAAGUAUUAGCUUCUGGUACAAUUUUGAAAGACGUAUAACAUGUGCAAGCACAAAACAAUCCCUUGAUACAAUGAAUUUGAAAAAUAGGACGCCAUCCAUCAAUGACUGUGCCUUUGAACCCACUGGUAUGUGGACUGUGGAACCUUCAGGGCGUUUGGGAAACCUCAUAGGGCAAUAUGCAACGCUUUAUGCAUUUGCAAAACGUCAUGGACAUCAAGCUUAUAUUUUACCCAACAUGCAUUCAGCACUGUCUAAGAUAUUUAAGAUAAAGCUGCCAGUUAUUAAUCAGGAAGUUGCAAACCGCAUACCAUGGAAGAACUUCGGAAUAUACAAAAGCUGGAUGGCUGAAGAAUAUUAUAACAUCCCUGGAGAGUUUGUUAAACUUUCUGGCUAUCCAUGUUCAUGGACCUUCUAUCAUCAUCUCAGAGAAGAAAUUCUUAAGGAAUUUACUUUCCAUGACUUUAUUAGAGAAGAAAGCAAUGCCUAUCUUGCUGAUAUACGGGGGAACAAAACUAACACUACCUUCAUUGGCAUACAUGUCCGUAGAGGGGACUAUGUUGAUAUUAUGCGGAAUAGUAAGAAAGGUGUACUAGCUGACAAAGAGUACCUGCAAAAGGCAAUGGGGUAUUUUAGAAAAAAAUAUAAAAACCCAUUGUUUGUGGUUACCAGCAAUGGGAUAGAUUGGUGCAAAUCGAAUAUUAAUAAUUCCUUGGGAGAUGUUUACUUUCUUGGGGAUGGCAACGAGGGAUCGCCUGCCCGUGAUUUUGCUCUCUUGGUCCACUGCAACCACACAAUUAUGACCAUAGGUACAUUUGGCUUGUUCGCUGCCUAUUUGACCGGAGGUGAAACCAUCUAUCUUACAAAUUAUACUUUGCCUGAUUUCCGCCGUGUCACAGAUUUUAAAUAUGAGACUAUUUAUCUUCCUGAAUGGAUAGGGAUUCCUGCUGAUCUUGCUCCACUUUUAAAAAAGGAUUGAUAUCUCACUGAAAGAAGUAGUAGUAUUAAUCACUUCAGCCCCGGACCAUUUGUCAGCUUAAAGCG
Messenger RNA from Rana temporaria (common frog), 1845 nucleotides. RefSeq names its product galactoside alpha-(1,2)-fucosyltransferase 2-like. Gene Ontology annotation, molecular function: galactoside 2-alpha-L-fucosyltransferase activity. Gene Ontology annotation, cellular component: membrane. Bases 749 to 1780 code for a protein of 343 amino acids. The record is from RefSeq and is a predicted model, not a curated record. Gene Ontology annotation, biological process: carbohydrate metabolic process. Lineage: Eukaryota; Metazoa; Chordata; Amphibia; Anura; Ranidae. The transcript is spliced from 2 exons.